This is a messenger RNA of Suricata suricatta (meerkat), 2176 nucleotides long. RefSeq names its product CDKN2A interacting protein N-terminal like (gene XTBD1). The transcript is spliced from 3 exons. NCBI's taxonomy places the organism in Eukaryota, Metazoa, Chordata, Mammalia, Carnivora, Herpestidae. The coding region runs from base 49 to 399 and encodes 116 amino acids. The record is from RefSeq and is a predicted model, not a curated record.
AGUCGGGAAGGCGGCGGGCGGGUGCGGCCCUCGGUGGCGGAGGGCGCCAUGGUCGGUGGCGAGGCGGCCGCCGCGGUGGAGGAGUUGGUUUCGGGGGUGCGGCAGGCGGCCGACUUCGCGGAGCAGUUCCGCUCCUACUCGGAGAGCGAGAAGCAAUGGAAGGCUCGCAUGGAAUUCAUCCUGCGCCACUUGCCCGACUACCGCGACCCGCCCGAUGGCGGUGGCCGCCUGGACCAGCUGCUGUCCCUCUCCAUGGUGUGGGCCAACCACCUCUUCCUGGGUUGCAGUUACAACAAAGACCUUUUAGACAAAGUGAUGGAAAUGGCUGAUGGGAUUGAAGUGGACGACCUGCCACAAUUUACUACCAGAAGUGAAUUAAUGAAAAAGCAUCAAAGCUAAGGCAGAAGAUUCAUCACAUUUUCAACAUCAGCUUAGGAAGGAGGCUUGGAUGAAUGUGACAUUGACCACAGCAGCUCUCUUAAGAUUCCUGGUAUUUCAACCUGUAGAAAAUCAAGAGGCAGUUGGAAUGACAGAUAGUCUUGUCUAGAUUGGAGUUUUAAAAGGUCUCAUUCUUCCAAAAGCUAUCAUUCUAAAAGUGUGCAUGGAUAUUUAUGUAUUUAUAAAUCAUGCCUUUUUUAUUUUUCCUUUUUGAAUGUCAAACUUUUUGUUAAAAAUGCCUAUUUUUUUUAUGUUGAUGUAAUAAUUACAGGUAAUGAAUUUUACAAUUUGGAUUUUUCAACAAUCUAUCUUCAAGUCUGAUUCUGUUUUAUGGUGUUUUUCUCCCCACUGAGGCAGACCAGCCUUUAUUUCCUUAUUUCUUUCUCAAGUUUAUGCCAUCUUUAUGGCCAUUGCCACACACACUUCUUUUAUUAAGAGAUGAGAGAGAAUCAAAUCACAGGCCUCAAGUACCUACCAACUUAUAGGAAGAGGCAGCUUCUGAAAGGGCAUCUGGCCUUUAAAACUGACAUCAGAUGCCACAGCUAGGUCCAGGCAGCCAGUUGAUUUAUAGACUCUCUAGAAGGUCACCUAGGCUGCUAAGUAAAACCCACAUUUUCUUUUUUGGAGGGAGCCUGAGGGUUUUGGUUUUGUAGACUUGUGGAUUGCCUUGCACAUAUCCCCUGAAGAAGUACUUGUUUAGUGCAAUGCUCUUUUGCUCUGAAAUUCUCAUAUUAAUUUCCCUCUUUUAGUUAAUGUAUCUGCUCCAUUUUAUUUACUUAUGGUUUUAUUUUUAAGUAAUCUCUACACCCAACAUAGUGCUUGAACUCAGAACCCUGAGAUGAAGAGUUGCCUGCUCUACCAGCUGAGCCAGCCAGGUGCCCUCUCUUUUUUAUUUAAUACCCACAAUUAAAGACUUACCUCCAGGCAUAAAUCCUAUACUUGAUCUUAGCCAAAAGGCUGAGAAGCAAUAUCCAGGGAUAAAUCCUGAGAGAGGGACUUCAUUUGGGGUCAGCAAUAUAACAGUCACAGAAGGAUUCACUCAUCACUGAGCUUGGUAUUCGGAUAAUGGUGAAAAAGACAGUGAACCCUCUCUUAGCUUAACCUACUGGUAAAUUCAGGUAAUUAAAAACCCAGAAUGCAGAAGAGAGAUGGCUGUGGGAGACAGAAAUGGGAAGACUCACUACUCAAGGCUAAUCAUCACAUCUUUGAUGGACCACAUCUCUAUGCAGCUCUGGCUCUAAUCUGUAGCCGUCACUAAGGUGGACCAGGUAAGGUCAAGACCUCCAAUAUAACCUUGAACCAGCCAUGUCUCUCCCUAGCCUUACCUGGGAAAUGGAGAGCAUCGAAAUCCCUACCAGAGAGAUGUGGCAGAGAUGAAGAUGUCGCAGAGCUAAACCACUGCUCAGUGAGCCUCAGCCUCUUCCUCAAAUAUAGCCUACCCUCGUUCUUUUCUGCUUACCUGUACAAAUUUGUGACGCUUAAAAACCAAAUUUUGAAGUGGGAAAUACCAGAGGGAAGCUCUUCACUUAAAUGCAUCUUUCACCAGUUUCUCAUCAUGGAUCCCAUUUUUACUGUAAGAUAUAAUGCCCCAGUAAAAUAGUGCUAUCCUGUCAGGAACGUAUCCACUGCAUAAACCAAGCUUAAACUGUGCACGGAUUCCAUGCUCCCCUCUCCCAAUCUUCAGUUUAUUUUUCAAGAUUCUCCAGUUACCCAAAAUUAAAUUUUCUGAUAACCAUUU